This is a messenger RNA of Acanthocheilonema viteae, 315 nucleotides long. The record is from the annotation of a GenBank genome assembly. NCBI's taxonomy places the organism in Eukaryota, Metazoa, Nematoda, Chromadorea, Rhabditida, Onchocercidae.
AUGGGGGAAGGGGGUUACAUCUGUGGUUCAGGAGGGUACCGCAGAUUAGCUGGGUACUUUGGUGAAGGAAGGGUACCAGUCAUGUACUGGUAUUCGCUUAGCCGUGUCCGGAAUCUAAUGGUUGAAUUGAGUGGUAGAAGCACUCUUCAACAUAGCUUUGAUAAUUCAGUUUUUAUUAUACCAGCGGUAAUCGUUGUGGCUAUUGUAGUUUUAGCACUGGUCACAUACAAGCUAACCAGUUCAAUAAAAUUGAAGCAAAAACGCGAAGAAGAAAAGAGGCGAAAACGAGAAGAGAGAUCGAAAAGGAAAAGUUGA